Messenger RNA from Perkinsus marinus ATCC 50983, 165 nucleotides. RefSeq lists its product as hypothetical. The transcript has a single exon. The coding region runs from base 1 to 165 and encodes 54 amino acids. Lineage: Eukaryota; Perkinsozoa; Perkinsida; Perkinsidae. The record is from RefSeq and is a predicted model, not a curated record.
AUGUGUAUCUUCAAGACCCACUUCGAUUCGGAAUCGGCUAAUAUCGAUUUUGAUGAGGCCGCUGAGAAUAUCUGGGGAGGUUGCGACAGUUAUGCCAUCGCCAAGACCAAGCCUGGUGAUGGACAGCCCAGAAACCACACCUCCAACAAUUUCAACCGAGAAUAA